CUGGCCUUAAAGUAAACCUUUCAUAAAUCUCAGCUGUUACCGGUUAACAUCAGUGAUCUUCAGGCCACUAAUCUUGCUUCGGUGCUUGGCCGUGGUGUUGGAUCCAUGCCGUUCACUUACCUUGGGCUGUCUUUGGGCCCCACUCGGCCCACUCUCACUGAUUUCAUGCCACUGGUGGACAGGAUUGAGCGUCGUAUGUCCAACACUUUGGCUUUGCUCUCUUAUGGUGGCAGGGUGACGAUUCUUAAUUCAGUAAUCUCCUCUCUUGCUACAUAUACCAUGUGCUCCCUGGAGCUCCCUCCUAAAAUUUUAGAGCACAUUGACAAAGCCCGACGUCACUUUCUUUGGAGCAAACAGACUGAGGUUGGGGAAAAAUGUCAAUCUCUUGCUGCGUGGGACUUGGUCUACCGCCCUAAGGAUCGUGGAGGUUUGGGAGUCAUUAACUUAAAAAUUCAGAACAAAGCCCUGUUGUUGAAGCAUUUGGAUAAAUUCUACAAUAAGAUUGACCUUCCUUGGGUGCAUCUUUUGUGGAAUACUUAUUACCAGAAUAAAGUGCCGCAUUCUAUUGCUCCUUGUGGAUCGUUCUAGUGGAGGGACAUUUUCAAACUGAAUCCCAUUUAUCGGGGUUUCAGCUCCUGUGUUGUUGCCACUGGUGAUAGUUGUCUAUUUUGGAAGGAUUUUUGAAAUGGCCAUCUCCUGUCGGAUGAAUUCCCUCGUGCCUAGUCCUACUCUACCGACAAGUACAUUUCUGUCAAGGACUUUGUGAUUUCUCUGCCUCAAGCUCCCUCCCUCCAGGCUCCUCUCUCGGCCCCUGCUUUUGCUGAGUUUACUUCUCUUCAGCAGGAGCUAGGUGAGACGUUUGAGUCAGUGAUUGAGGCUGCUGGUUCUGAUGUUUGGCAGUGCAUUUGGAAAGAUGGGUUUUCUACUAGCCGGUUCUACAAACACUAUUUUGCCUCAUUGCCUAGUAACCCCAUCAUGAUGAAGUUUUGGAAGUCCAAAUGUGUCAUGAAGCACAAGGUGUUUGUUUGGCUGCUUAUAAUGGACAGGCUCAACACGCGAAACAUGCUUAGGCGUCGGCACUUUGUCAUUACUACUAGCUGGGACUGCAUCUUAUGUCGUUCUCCUCCUGAAGAGACUUUGGAUCAUCUUUUCUUUGACUGUACUUUCAGCCAAGGCUGUUGGAACGAUCUGAAUAUCACUUGGGACCUGUCCCUCCCACUCGCUGAUCGCCUGCUUCACGCAAAGGAUGCCUGGCCUUGGGGCCUCUUCUGGGAGGUUUUCACUCUUGUGGCUUGGGCUCUCUGGAAAGUACGCAAUGCUAAGCUUUUUGAUGAUCUUGCACCUUCCAAAGCUGCUUGGAGAGCCAUCCUCAAGACUGAUCUGGAGCUGCUCACCCACAGGUCCACUAGAGACAGUUUUAAAGAUCAUCUAGUGCAAAUUUUACACCUUGUUUCUUAGAUUACGUGUGAGGGUUUGUCCUCACCUGCUGCUCAUGUAUAUAUGUAACUUGUUUAACUGAUUCUGUUUUAAUACAAAUGCAGUAGGAGCCUCUCCUGCUGCUUUCCCCUGUAAGAAAAAAAGAUACUUAAGCAGGAUGAAAUCGUGUUUGUUUGUUUUUGUCUUGUAAUGAUCCGAGGAAGAGGGACUUGUUUCCAAAUAUUGAAAGGGAGGGCAAAAGGAAAGAUAGUUUGCCAGACUGGCUGGCUGGCUGGCUGGCUGGGGAAUCUGAGGAAGAAAUGGUAGGAGGAAGCAAGGAAGGACGGAGACCACGGCAAGCAAGGUUCUCAUUCUUCUUCUUGUCGUAAGGGAAACAUGGGUAAGAAGAACCCAAGUUCAAGGCCAUCUCUGCUGCUGUCUCUCAUUUGCUUCUUGUCAGGUGCAGCUCGGCUUGUGGAUUCGGCCCGGGUGUUCACGAUCAUCAACCAAUGCAAGACUGAUAUCUGGCCGGCGGUGACGCCGAGCGGCGGGGAGAGCUUCGGCGCCAGCGACGGCGGCUUCCUUCUCCGUGCCGGGCAGUCCAUGGUGUUCACGGCGCCGGCGGGGUGGGUGGGCCGAGUCUGGGCGCGCACGGGCUGCGACUUCGACGCCGCCGGCAACGGGACCUGCGAGACCGGCUCCUGCGGCACCUCGCUCCAUUGCUCCGCCUCCGCCUCCGCCGCGCCGCCGGCGAGCCUGGCCGAGUUCACGCUGGCCUCCGUCGACUACUACGACGUCAGCCUCGUCGACGGCUUCAACCUGCCCAUGGUGAUCACGCCGUCGCUGCCGUCCAACAGCAGCGGCGGCGGCAAUGGCAGCUGCACGGUGGCGGGGUGCGACGGCGACCUGAGGAAGGACUGCCCGCCGGAGCUGGAGGUGAAGGGGGCGGGGGGGAAGACGGUGGCUUGCCGGAGCGCCUGCGACGUGUUCGGCACGGACGAGUACUGCUGCCGCGGGCAGUACGCGAACCCGGUGACAUGCCAGCCAAGCUUCUACUCCAAGAGGUUCAAGGCCGCCUGCCCUGCCGCUUACAGCUAUGCUUAUGAUGAUCCCACCAGCAUCUUCACCUGCUCCCAGUCCCCUGACUACACCAUCGCCUUCUGCUCCAACAGGAAGCAAUCCGUGUGCUCGUACCACAACGAACGGCUCGUCUGCAGCGGCUCUGGCAGAUCUUGGCCGAGCAUUUCCGCCCUGACGCUUGUGCUGCUGCUGCUGCUGCUCUCCAGCUUCCUGCCAUUGUAGUUUGCACUUUCAGUGUAGUUAAGGGUUAACUGAAGAACAACCUGACCUGAUAUAGUUCUUCCUUUCUUUUGGGGCUUUUUUUUUCGUUUAGAAACACAAAGUACAGUACAGGUGAUUCAUUCAUCAUCAAAUAUCUGCACUGUUGCUACCAUGUGGAUGAUAUUCUUUGGAUAGACAGCAUAAGUGAAUGUUUCUUUUUCCUA
This is a messenger RNA of Brachypodium distachyon (stiff brome), 2921 nucleotides long. Its product is annotated as pathogenesis-related protein 5. Bases 1813 to 2718 code for a protein of 301 amino acids. The record is from RefSeq and is a predicted model, not a curated record. Gene Ontology annotation, biological process: defense response. Gene Ontology annotation, cellular component: extracellular region. The transcript has 4 exons. Lineage: Eukaryota; Viridiplantae; Streptophyta; Magnoliopsida; Poales; Poaceae.